AUGUCUUCCUCCUCGCUCUCCGUUCCGGACCCCAACCUCGAUACCGUCUCUCCCAAACGAAAGAGAAGCCCAGCAAACCCUCCUACGCCGCCUCUGUCGUCAUCACCAAGAUUCCGUGUCAGUACUCCAACGAAAAUUGACGAGCCUGAAGAGUCCAGCGAGAGUCGAGGUGGGAGUCCCCGGACAAAGGUGUCAAAUCAAUUCCAGAGCCUUCAAAUAGCAGACGGUGCUGUGUCGAAGCUGAAUCUAGAGGGGAAGGAAACAAACCAAUUCGGUAGUAAAUUCCACAUUGCAGGUGACGAUGAAAUGGGCAUGAGGAAGCGAUCAAAAACCGAGAUACCAGAGACCCCAGAUAUGCGAACAGCCAAGGCAACAACGCAAUCGAACCUCGAAAUCCGCCCUUUCAUAUUAUCCGAUGGCUUGACACCACAGCUAGUUAUACCAGAUAGCGAGGCUAAGGAGCGGCGGACGGAGAUGGAUCCAGUCAUAUUCAAGUCAGGAAGCCCACUGGGAAAACUGAAGGGGGCUGGAUUGAAAAGAGCAUAUCCAAGCAUCAAUAGACUGUCCGAUUCUAAAUCUAGAAGCCGAAAAUCUGGACGCGCAGGAACCCCUCCUCUACAAGCAUCCAAGGCAGAUAAUCUGGACCCAGAGGAGUUGCCUACGAUUGUGGAUCCCGAACGAGCAGCUCUGACCUGGCAUGAUGACGAAAUUACGGGCCAUGACCCCUCGGAUCCAGAGGACGACGGAGAGGGGAUUAAUGGGAUUGGAUUCAAGCCUACAGUACAGGAGGCACAUGCCAGAGCGCAAAAACGAAAGGCCCAAAUGGCGGAAUACAAAACGCGCGAGGCUAAGGAAGCAAGAGCUCGUCGAAAUGAGAGACGCAGGGGAAGCGAAAGAACUGAGCGCGAAGAAGCCAAAGAGCGAGCCAGGAGAGUAAGAUUUUUGGAAGCUGAGAAGAACGGUGUUGUCUUGUUCAGUUGA
Hymenoscyphus albidus is the source of this 981-nucleotide messenger RNA. Lineage: Eukaryota; Fungi; Ascomycota; Leotiomycetes; Helotiales; Helotiaceae. The record is from the annotation of a GenBank genome assembly.